Messenger RNA from Micropterus salmoides (largemouth bass), 4263 nucleotides. RefSeq names its product ephrin type-A receptor 6-like. Gene Ontology annotation, biological process: protein phosphorylation; cell surface receptor protein tyrosine kinase signaling pathway; axon guidance. The transcript is spliced from 19 exons. Gene Ontology annotation, cellular component: plasma membrane; neuron projection. Lineage: Eukaryota; Metazoa; Chordata; Actinopteri; Centrarchiformes; Centrarchidae. Gene Ontology annotation, molecular function: ATP binding; transmembrane-ephrin receptor activity; protein binding. The record is from RefSeq and is a predicted model, not a curated record. Bases 500 to 3571 code for a protein of 1023 amino acids.
GAAAGUGGAGCGGGAAGUCCGGGGUUUUCCCUUAUCUCCCUCCGUUUCUCUCUUGUUUUGGGAUAGAAACGUUAAAAGACAAACAGACUGACUUUACCACCAACACACAUCGGGGAAGUGCGCUUUUGGACACUUUUGGGAUAGUCUGCACCUGCCGCCGUCGACCUGUCAGUGUUUUCAGGUUUCCAGACAACUACUCCUUCACGUAGGCUAUUUCUUUUCAUAACUUGCUACAGCUCCAGUUGUCGGGUUUUUGUGCGCAAUGGCUGGUCGCUUUAAAUCGUCUGUCUGUCUCCAUAUGGAGGGAUGCGGGGCUAAAAAUAAAUAAAUAAAUAAACAUUAACAACUUCUGUGGAUCCAAGGGUGACCUUCUGAGUCUGGAUACUGGGACGAUUUCAGAAGCCUCUUUCAUGAAACCUACUGAUCUUGUCAUUUUGGGGAUCUAUUUAGGAGUCUGUGCAGCGUUUUAGCUCAGAGCGCACUUGUGUCUGACUCAACGAUGUGCUCCGGUGGGAAAUACUGUGUGUUUCUGUUCUUGCUUGAAAGUAUCCUGUCGGACCCGGGAACCACGAACCAAGUGGUUCUGUUGGACACUACGACAGUGCUAGGAGAACUGGACUGGAAAACCUAUCCUGUCAAUGGGUGGGACGCUAUCACAGAGAUGGAUGAGCAGAACAGACCUAUUCACACCUUCCAGGUUUGCCACGUAAUGGAGCCAAAUCAGAACAACUGGCUACGGUCUGGAUGGAUCCAGCGGCAGGCUGCACAGAGGGUAUAUGUGGAGCUGCGUUUCACACUGAGAGACUGCAACUCCAUUCCUUGGGUGUCUGGUACCUGUAAGGAAACCUUCAACCUCUUUUACCUGCAGACAGAUGAACAGCUCCCUGCAGGGACACGGUUUCGGCCUACUGACUAUGCCAAGGUGGACACCAUAGCGGCAGAUGAGAGUUUUACACAGACAGAUCUUGGAGAUCGUGUUCUUCGCCUCAAUACUGAAGUCAGAGAGGUGGGGCCGGUGACACAGCAGGGCUUCUACUUGGCCUUCCAGGAUGUUGGGGCUUGUAUUGCACUUGUGUCUGUCAAGGUGUUCUACAAGCGCUGCCCAUCGACUUUAAGGAACCUGGCAGCAUUUCCUGACACGGUGCCGCAUAUGGACUCAUCCUCUCUGGUGGAAGUAAGGGGUGCAUGUGUGGAGAAUGCAGAAGAGAGGGACACACCCAAAUUGUACUGUGGUGCUGAUGGAGACUGGCUGGUACCACUGGGCCGCUGUGUCUGUAGUAUUGGCCACGAGGAGAUGGAUGGCUACUGCCGCGCAUGUAAGCCUGGCUUCUUCAAAGCAUACGCUGGGAACACUAAAUGCUCCAAGUGUCCUCCACAUAGCUCCAGCCAUGACCAGGCUGCCACCAUCUGUCACUGCGACAAAGGCUUCUACAGGGAUAUCAAAGACUCCUCCACCAUGGCUUGUACAAGGCCUCCUUCAGCUCCCAGGAACCUGGUCUCAUUGAUCAAUGACACGGCUCUCUUCCUGCAGUGGAUGCCUCCCAGUGAUACAGGAGGCAGGAAGGACAUCACUUACAACAUCCUGUGCCAGCGCUGUGAUGGAGGUGACGGUGACAGUGGUGUGACACAGUGUGAGCCAUGUGAGCCCGACCUGCGGUUUAUCCCACGGCCACUUGGUCUGACUGGUACCUCUGUGGCAAUACUAGAUUUUGCAAUGCACGCCAACUACACCUUCCACGUAGAGGCCGUGAAUGGUGUCUCUGGGCUGGGUGUGGCUGCACGCUCGCUGGCGAAUGUUACCGUCAAUACACACCAAGCUGGUCCUGCUCUGGUGGGUGUAGUCAGGAAAGACUGGGCCUCUCAAAACAGCAUCGCUCUCUCCUGGUCAGAAGUGGAACAGCCGCCUUCAGACAUAGUAGACUAUGAAGUCAAAUACCAUGAGAAGGAGCAAGAGCAGCUGAGCUAUUCAUCAACACGGACCAAAACCCCCAGCGUGGUGGUAACAGGCCUCAGACCCUCGACUGUCUAUGUCUUCCACGUGCGUGCUCGCACUGCUGCUGGCUACACAGCGUACAGCCCCAACUUUGAGUUUGUUACUGCCGCUGAGGAUCCUGAUAUCGCUGAUCAGGGACAAGUUCUGGUGGUCGUCACAGCAUCUGUAGGAGGCUUCUCCCUGUUGGUCAUCCUCACCCUCUUUCUCCUCAUCACUGGCCGGUGUCAGGGGUACAUUAAAGCCAGGAUGAAGUCAGAGGAGAAGAGGAGAGCUCGCUUCCACAGUGGACAUGUCCCAUUCUCUGGGAUAAAGACCUAUGUGGAUCCAGACACAUAUGAAGACCCCACUCAGGCUGUGGAGGAAUUUGCCAAAGAGAUAGACCCCUCUUACAUUUGCAUCGAGAGGGUGAUUGGUGCAGGUGAAUUUGGAGAAGUCUGUAGUGGUCGUUUGCGUAUACCUGGAAGGAUGGACAUUGCUGUGGCAAUAAAGACACUUAAAGGUGGCUAUAUGGAACAACAGAGGCGAGACUUUUUGCGUGAGGCCUCAAUCAUGGGGCAGUUCAACAACCCCAACAUCAUCAGGCUGGAGGGAGUGGUCACCAACAGCAGACCAGUAAUGAUAGUGGUUGAGUACAUGGAAAAUGGAGCACUUGAUUCUUUCCUCCGGACACGUGAUGGUCAGUUCACUGUGCUCCAGCUGGUUGGCAUGAUGCGGGGCAUCGCAGUGGGCAUGACCUAUCUUUCGGAUAUGGGUUACGUUCACAGAGACCUCGCCGCUCGCAACAUCUUGGUGGAUGAAAACUUGGUGUGUAAGGUGUCAGAUUUUGGCAUGUCCAGAAUCCUUGAAGACGACACUGAAGCAGCCUACACCGCUACGGUGAGUGUGGAUUUAACAGUCACUGCAGGAUAUCACAAUCACAAAAGACAGUUAUUGCAGUUGGUGCAGUCUGUGUUUAUUGUUUUGUGUCAGGGAGGAAAGAUACCAAUACGCUGGACAGCACCAGAGGCGAUUGCUUAUGGAAAAUUUUCCUCAGCUAGUGAUGUAUGGAGCUACGGUAUUGUCAUGUGGGAAGUGAUGUCAUAUGGUGAGAGGCCCUACUGGGAGAUGUCAAAUCAAGAUGUCAUUUUAUCAAUUGAAGAAGGCUACCGUCUACCAGCACCAAUGGGCUGCCCUGUGACACUGCACCAGUUGAUGUUGCACUGCUGGCAGAAGGAGUCUAGCCAGCGCCCGCGCUUCAACAAUGUGCUCUCUUUCCUGGACAAACUCAUAAUCAAUCCCAGUAGUCUGCUCACUCUGGUGAAUGAUGUGCAGAGUUUCCCAGACUCCCCAGAGGACAUGCCAGACUACCCUCUUUUCAUCUCCAUCGGCGACUGGCUCGACUCCAUCAAAAUGAGCCAGUAUAAGAACAACUUCCUUGCAGCAGGAUACACAACACUGGAUUCUAUUUCAACCAUGAGCAUAGACGACAUCAGGCGUAUCGGGAUCUGUUUGAUUGGUCACCAGAGGAGAAUCAUAAGUAGUGUACAGUCUCUUCGCCUGCAGCUUCACCACAUCCAACAGAGUGGCUUUCAAGUGUGAGACCAUUGCACAAAGACAGACUCUGCGAGCACACUGUGCUUGAAGCAAACCAGAGUUCCUUGGCAUCGUCAUUCAACUAAUUGCACAAACACCGGUGUAGCAGGUACCACACACGCUGCUCAAGUGACAGCGGUCCGCUGCUAGACCACACGUGGUCUGGUUAACACAUAGUCAUUAUAUAAUGGGUCAUUAUCAAUACAGCCUCCACAACAACCAACCUCUGUCAGCGUUGGCCAAAUGCGGUCUCUUUGUUAUCUCAGCAAAUACUAGCAUUCACUUGAAUUUAGGACUUCUUUUCUCUGUCUAUUCAAGUGUUCACCAAUACCUCUUCUCUUUCCAAGUGACAAUCCAAUGGUUUCUAUUGACUUUGAAUGGUUGCAAGUUACCUCAUGACCAGAGAUGAUGUUGAUGAGAUAUAAGGUAUCAUAAUGAAUGGUACAGUAUGUAAUUUUAAUAAGAACCUCUUCAAAGGGGUUAAUGAAACCAGAAAGAAAGAUUGACAGAAUGGUGAUCAUGGUUUUUUGAACUGAAGACCUCUGAAUGUCAAAAGAUUUUAUAGAAAUGUACGUUCUAUCCUCAUGAUAAUGCAGUAUGUCUUGUACAAAAAGUCUUGUGAAAGUUGUAUGUUUUAUUCAGUAUGUUUGUUCCUUAAUAAACAACCCUAUUUUAAUAGUCUCUCAGACUUUAACCUC